AAAACGUUAAAAAUAAACGAAUUAAGUAUAAACUGGUGUUCUGCUAAUCAAAGUGAAAUGUGCAAACUUACUUUUCUUUGAAGGGAUGGAUAAGAUAAAAGCAUACGAUGAAUUACGUAAACAACUGGAAAAUGAUGAAUUUACACAAAAGGGCUUUGAUGACAGAGUAAAACAUUUAUUGUGUGGAGAAGACGCACACAGUGAAGGAAGUCAAGGAACAUUGGAGACAAAAGAAAAAAAUGAGAAGGCAUUUAUGGAUGCAGCACAAGUAUUUACCAAGGCAAAACAUUUUAUAAAACCCCAGCUGAAAAAAUGUUAGUUUCCCCUUCGUCGGAAAGAAAAGUCCCUGUUAAAGAUAAAAAUGAGUCCCAUGGAGUGGAAACCACGAACAUCCAAAAAACCAGGCAGAUAUCAAAAAGUCAUUCUUGAAGAAGCCCCCCCAAGGAUCCUAGUGGCAGGCACAGAAGAUUAUGAUGGACUGAUACGUAUUGCAGGAUGCAUUUUGGACAGAAAUGGAAAGAGAGGGAAGUGCAUUCACUCUUUGCCUUUCAGAUGGCACAAGGUGGACAAAGGAGCAGUUUUGCCAAGGAUAUGGAUCUGUCUCUGAGAUUCCAACUCCCUGGAAGAGAACAUUUUAUAUUGGACGUAGAGAAAUGGAUAUUAUCGGUGAAAGCAGUUCAGCAUUAGAUCAUGGUGCAAGGGAGACCUCAGUUCCAGAGAUCCAAAUUGCAACUCCUAAUCCAGAGAGGCCCAUGGAAGGUGUUUGCCCACAAAAUGAAGUGUUUUAUGCGUCAUCUAAUGUAGUCAUCAUUUUACCAUCAUUGUAUUCUCAACGCCUGCCAUUAGUGGACGAAUCACUAAUCAAUUACAGUGAACAGAACAUGUUGGGUGAAGGAACAUUUGGGAAAGUAUAUCCCACCGCUGCCAUAAAGAGGAUUCCAUAUGGCAUAGCAGGACUUCAAGAUCAGGACAUACAGCAUGAGAUUCUCGUCGCAAUGCGAUUGAGCCAUCCCAAUAUUGUACGACUUAUGGCAGCAGCCCACACUGAAAACACGUUCUUGCUGGCCAAUGAAUACAUUCACGGUACAACCCUGGAUAAUGUGCUACACAGUGACAAUGCUUGUGUUAAGCUUGAAGGAAACGAUAGUCAUUUUGUUGCCCUGGACAUUUCAAUGGCUGUUGAAUACAUCCAUUCAAAAAAUGUCAUCCAUCAGGAUCUGAAGCCUGACAAUAUCCUGAUUGACCAGUUCUCCAAAAAGGCUGUGCUUACUGACUGGGGACUUGCCAACAUAAGGGGCACAGUUUUAUUGCGGCAAGGAAGCAGAUUCACUGGAGGGAAAAUAGGACCAAUGGGUGGGACUUUUCUUUACAUGGCUCCAGAAUGUCUAAUUGAAUUUGAAGAGGCUUCCAGAAGCUCAGACAUCUGGUCUUUGGGAGAAACAUACCUUGAACUUUUUACAAAGUUGAAGCCCUGGACAGUAAAAAACCAGAAGCAGUUGUGCAGCCUGUUGACAAAAAAUGCACAGCCACACGCUCUGGAACAUCUGUGUGAAAGAUACAGUUUCAUCUCUGUGAUGGUACACUAUGACCCACCAUCAAGACCUGAAGCUUCAUCUGUUGUUCUCUCCUUAAAAACUGUUGAGCGGCUAGUUCUUCAGAGCCGUUAUGGUUACAAAUGGUAAAUAACAAUUGUGUCAAAAGUUUACAUAUAACCUGCAGAAAAUGGAAAACGUUGCAGAUAUUUAAGUAUAGUCAACAACACCAAAAAAAAAAAAACAUUUAAUAACUUAACUUACAAAAAUAAGCCAGUUCAAAAUUUUCCACACACCUCAUUCUUUCUACUGUACAAUGUUAACUGAACAGUUAAUGUCAGUUAUUUGUCAUAGCUGUUGAAGAGUUUCCUGUUCGGUCAGAGCUUACAAAACAUAAGAACUGUUCAGUUAACAUUGUACAGUAGUAAGAAUCAGGUGUGUGGAAACUUUUAAUCUGGCUUAUUUUUGUUGUUGACUAAAUGUAAACAUCUGUUGUGUGAACUAGCUUGUUCAGUGCAGUUUCUAAUUAAAACAAAUUGUUCAAAUAAAUUCUUAAUUUUCAAAAUCCCUCUUAAUUUUCUGAAAUUUGCAUUUUUCACAUUCUGCAGGUUGUAUGUAAACUUUUGCUCGUU
Triplophysa dalaica is the source of this 2164-nucleotide messenger RNA. RefSeq lists its product as uncharacterized. The transcript is spliced from 11 exons. Gene Ontology annotation, molecular function: ATP binding; protein kinase activity. The record is from RefSeq and is a predicted model, not a curated record. Bases 513 to 1682 code for a protein of 389 amino acids. Lineage: Eukaryota; Metazoa; Chordata; Actinopteri; Cypriniformes; Nemacheilidae. Gene Ontology annotation, biological process: protein phosphorylation.